AUGGCUUUCAGGCAGAGAACACCAACUUUUCGUCCACAACUCACGAUUCGUCGCGUGUACGAGACUUUCCAGCCACGAUCAGAGAUAAAAGAUCUCCCAGAAGCUUACCUUCUACGUGUUUAUCUUCCUGGUUUUCCUAGGGACAGUGUAAAGGUAUCUGUGGCCUCUACACGAGCGGUGAGGAUUACAGGAGAAAGACAAAUCCAAGGCACGAGAUGGUAUCGAUUUGACCAAUCAUAUCCCAUUCCUGAUUAUUGUGAGCCAGGGGCACUGCAGGCCAAGUUUGAAACCCCAGUUCUCACCCUUACUAUGCCGAAGAAGGCCACUCCACAAGCUCCUCCGAAACAAGAAGAAGUGGAAACAUCUCAAGAGCAAGGUGUAGUAGCUGAACCAAAACCUGACGAAAAACAACUAGAUACUACCACCACACCACAACCUACAACUACUAAAGUAGAAGAACCAAUUCAAAGCAAGAAAACUGUUUCCUCACAACCUAAAACUACUCUUGAAGAUACACCAUCUCAGACCCCUUCAGAACCAAUAAAGGAUCAAAAGGGUCAAGUGGAAGCUGUAGAAAGAGUCGGUCCUUCUGGUAUGGGUGAGAAGGAGUUUGAGGCAAAACCAACACCAGCAAGGCGAGCCACAAUGCAAAGAGAUGAAAAGAUUCAGAAGGGCCAAGAAGAGGUUGAGUCAAAACCAACACCGACAGUGCAAACCGAAAUGGAAACAGAUGAAAAGCCUCAAAAGGGUCAAGAUCAGGAAUUUGAACCAAGGCCAACACCAGCAAUGCUAACCAAAGUGGAAACGGCUGAAAAGUACCAGAAGGUUCAAGAGGAAUUUGAACCAAGACCGACACCAGCAAUGCUAAGCAAAGUCAAAACAGCUGAAAAGUCCCAGAAGGGUCACGAGGAUUUUGAACCAAAACCAACUAUGCUAAAAAAGGCCAAAACAGCUGAAAAGCCUCAAAUGGGUGAAGAGAAAUUUGAACCUAAAGCAAGACCAACAAUGGCACCAAACAUCAAAACAGUUGAGAAACCUCCAAAGGGACAAGAGCAAGAUGAGCCAAAACCUGCAAUAACAAAUGUUACCAGAAAGCCAACAGUUAAAGAGCAAUUGGAGGAAAAGAAGACAGAGGAAGCACGUGAUGAAGAUUCUGAAGAAACAAGUGAUGAAGAUUCUGAAAAAACAAGUUAUGAAGAUGCAGAGGAAACAAGUGAUGAAGAUGAAGAUAAGAAAAGGAUCACAAAGAAGGAAGUUAAAGAGGAACCUUCUGAGUCAAGAAAGUUCAUGAAAGAAAAGGAGCAGGCUGAUUUUGGAGAGAAAGAAACCGAGGCAGAAAAAUUGUUAGCCAAGGAAGCAGAAAUUUCUGCUCCAAAAAUUCAGAAGACAAAGGAAAAGCAAUCAAACAACAGAACUUCUCUAAAAAUGGAACUGAAGAGUGAAAAUAAUGCAAUGGAAAGGGUUGGUUCUGUCUCCCAAGUUUUCACAAAAUUUUCAGAAGGGAUAUGGAAUGAAGAAGAGAAAAAAUUAGCAGCAAAUAUUGGUGCUGCUGUUCUUGUCAUUGCUGCAUUGGGAUAUUAUGUCUCUUAUAAGUUUGCCUCUUGA
Sphenostylis stenocarpa is the source of this 1605-nucleotide messenger RNA. Lineage: Eukaryota; Viridiplantae; Streptophyta; Magnoliopsida; Fabales; Fabaceae. The record is from the annotation of a GenBank genome assembly.